AUGGCCAGAACCAAGCAGACCGCCCAGAAAUCCACCGGAGGAAAAGCUCAGAGGAAGCAGCUGGCUAACAAAGCCACCUGGAAGAGCGCUCCGGCUACCGGCGAUGUGAAGAAGCCUCACCAUUACAGACCUGGCACCAUGACGUUAAGAGCGAUCCGCCGCUAUCAGAAAUCCACCAACUUGCUGAUCCGCAAGCUGUCUUUCCAGUGCCUGGUGAGAGAAAUCGCUCAGGACUUCAAGACCGACCUCCGCUUCCAGAGCUUUGUUGUGAUGGCUCUGCAGGAGGCCAGCGAGGCUUACCCGGUUGGCAGCUUGCAGAUCAGUAGCUCGGUGGAUUUCUGGUAG
Molecule: messenger RNA, 345 nt
Organism: Thalassophryne amazonica
Lineage: Eukaryota; Metazoa; Chordata; Actinopteri; Batrachoidiformes; Batrachoididae
Product: histone H3.2-like
Exons: 1
Coding region: 1-345 (114 amino acids)
Cellular component (GO): nucleosome
Molecular function (GO): DNA binding; protein heterodimerization activity; structural constituent of chromatin
Source: RefSeq, a predicted model, not a curated record